Molecule: messenger RNA, 1566 nt
Organism: Lindgomyces ingoldianus
Lineage: Eukaryota; Fungi; Ascomycota; Dothideomycetes; Pleosporales; Lindgomycetaceae
Product: cytochrome P450 monooxygenase-like protein
Exons: 4
Coding region: 1-1566 (521 amino acids)
Molecular function (GO): iron ion binding; oxidoreductase activity, acting on paired donors, with incorporation or reduction of molecular oxygen; heme binding
Source: RefSeq, a predicted model, not a curated record
AUGUCGACAACAGUCGAAGUGCCUCCAGGCCUUUUCAGUGUGUUGCAACGCGCAUCAAUCUCCGGAGUUAUCACAUCCGUUCUCGUUAUCGUAGUUAUUCGUCUCAUUGCCAGGGCAUUCUACAGGGCCUACUUCCACCCCCUAUGUCAAUUUCCAGGACCCAAGAUUAACGCUGCUACCCGGAUUCCGUAUCUCAUCGCGGCGUUCAAAGGCAAUCUGGUUCCGUUUGCGGGCAAUCUUCAUCGACAAUAUGGCGACAUAGUUCGCAUUGCACCUGACGAGUUAAGCAUCAUCGACCCCCAGGCCUGGAAAGACGUCCAUGGACAUGGAAGCAAAGGUUCUGCCGGCUCCAUGCCCAGGAAGCAUUGGCAUCGCUACGGCAAACCAGUUAACCAUGUGCGGAACCUAAUCACGUGCAAAGAUGAUGAUAAACACAUGCGAAUGCGUCGUAUUUUCCUACCCGCGUUUUCGGAUAGGGCACUUAGGCAACAGGAGCCACUUUUUAUGAAAUAUGUUAACAUUCUUGUCAAGAAGCUGUACGGUGGCAUUGAAGAGGAUCCAAAUCGAAAAUGGGAUAUGGUCCGGAUGUACAACUUCACUACCUUCGAUAUCAUGGGCGAUAUUACUUUUGGAGAACCGUUACACAUGCUCGAGGGAGGAGAGUAUGACCCUUGGGUCAGCAUGAUCUUUGCAUCAGUCAAAUUCGGGUCACGUAUCGGGAUAAUCAACUGGUACCCUCUCCUGUACAAAAUUUUCAAAGCCCUAGUUCCAGAGUCUUUCGCAAAGAAACGAUACGAACAUUUCCAGCAUUCUGUGCAACGAGUGACCAAGCGACUGGAGAAGGGGAGAGACUCGGAGGGAGUGGAUUUGUGGGAUCUGGUGCUCAAACAACCAGAGGGUCAAGGCCUUUCUCGAGGAGAAAUGGACUCGAAUUCAUCACUUUUCAUGGUAGCUGGAACAGAGACUACAGCAACUCUAGUGUCUGGGUUGACAUACCUCCUCCUGAAAAAUACUGCGGCCAUGAAGAAGCUAAACGAGGAGAUACGUAGCACCUUUGCAAACGCAGAAGACAUGCAUAUGGACUCUAUCGCCGCACUCCCCUAUCUCAACGCUUGUAUCAAGGAGGCCCUGCGACUCUACCCGCCAGUCCCUGUUGGUCUACCACGGCUGACACCUCCUGAAGGCUCUACAGUUUGUGGAGUAUUUAUUCCCCCUGGGACUACCAUCACUGUGCCUCAUAAAGUAAUGUACACUUCAGAGAAGAACUUCAAGGACCCCCAGUCGUUUAUUCCUGAGCGUUGGACGGGUGAGGAUGCCCGCUUUGCCAACGACAAUCAAUUCGCACUGCAACCCUUCUCCUACGGCCCACGAGAUUGCUUGGGGAAGAAUAUGGCUUACCAUGAAAUGCGCUUGAUUGUGGCGAAGGUCUUCUACAACUUUGACCUCGAGCUUUGCCCGGAGAGUGAGGGCUGGACGGAACAACAUACGUAUACGCUUUGGGAGAAGCACCCCCUGGUUCUGAAAUUGAAACCUGCAAAUAGCGAGGGAAUGGGCUCGAAGGAAUGA